AUGAGUAGUACGCAAGACAGUCGGACUCAACCAAAGAUUGACCUGAAUAAGGUUCCACCUAUCGACCACCACCGAACUGCUGUCACCUUCAACUGCUUGAUAUUGAAAAUGACCGAGAUUCUUAACAACUUUGGUAAUCGUAUGGAAGAUGUUCUCGAGCGAGCCGAGCAUUCGCUUGAUACAGCUGAUCAAAGGCUUCGGCUGAUGGAGGCGAAGCUAUCUGCAAUGAAAUUAGAAGAAGAAAAUUUAGAGCAUUCCCAGAAAGAGUUGAAAGUAACACCACCAGAAGUUAUUGAUAAGAAAGAAGCAGAAGUAGCUUCCAUCGAAUAUGUGCCCCUACACACAUCGAACCCCUCUAGCAGUACCGAGAAGAAUAAAUCUAUAGUGACUGAGUGUAGCAGCUCCGUAAUUCUAAUCAAAGAUGAUCCAUUAUACUCCAAAUAUUUCAAAAUGCUGAAAAUGGGUGUUCCUGAAGCUGGAGUCAUCCAAAAGAUGGAGUCGGAGGGAAUCGAUCCUUCAAUUUUGCAUCGCGGCUCUGACCCUUCUCCGUCACAAGCACCGGCAGGUUCUGGAUAUGAAUCAUCAGGAGAAUCCGUGUCGUCGUUCUCAGAUUCUGAUUAA
Caenorhabditis briggsae is the source of this 621-nucleotide messenger RNA. RefSeq names its product Protein CBR-DDL-1 (gene Cbr-ddl-1). The coding region runs from base 1 to 621 and encodes 206 amino acids. Gene Ontology annotation, biological process: actin filament polymerization; exocytosis. The transcript has 3 exons. The record is from RefSeq and is a predicted model, not a curated record. Gene Ontology annotation, cellular component: WASH complex. Lineage: Eukaryota; Metazoa; Nematoda; Chromadorea; Rhabditida; Rhabditidae.